Messenger RNA from Pochonia chlamydosporia 170, 1065 nucleotides. Its product is annotated as WD repeat-containing protein. Gene Ontology annotation, cellular component: catalytic step 2 spliceosome. Bases 1 to 1065 code for a protein of 354 amino acids. Gene Ontology annotation, molecular function: RNA binding; protein binding. NCBI's taxonomy places the organism in Eukaryota, Fungi, Ascomycota, Sordariomycetes, Hypocreales, Clavicipitaceae. The record is from RefSeq and is a predicted model, not a curated record. The transcript is spliced from 4 exons.
AUGUCUGCCGAAAAACGCCCCGCUGAGGACGACCCCAGCUCGUCCCAGAUGCUCGUCAAGAGACAAAAUGUGAGCAUGUCAGAGGGUGCGCUGGCGCGAUUGAAUGCGUCGAAUAAUGCUCUUGUUCAAACUAGUGCAAGAACGAGCGCAUUACAAUCUCCAGUGAUGGAGCUCUCAGGACACACUGGAGAGAUUUUCACAGCCAAGUUUGAUCCGACGGGCAAUUUAAUCGCGUCAGGAUCAAUGGAUAGAAGCAUAAUGCUCUGGAGAACGUACGGAGAUUGCGAGAACUACGGCUUCUUAAAUGGCCACAAAGGCGCCAUCCUCAGCCUCCAAUGGUCGCGGGAUUCGGAAAUCUUGUACACUGCUUCGGCGGAUAGACACCUCGCUAGCUGGGAUCUCACCUCGGGCACGAGAAUUCGAAGAUAUAUUGGGCACGAGGAAACCGUCAACACGGUGGACAUUACUCGACGCGGCGAGGACCUUAUCAUCAGCGGUAGCGACGAUUCUACCAUUGGCAUCUGGGAUCCGCGUAGCAAAAACGCGGUCGACUACAUCGAAACCGACUUCCCUGUCACAGCAGUCGCCAUGUCAUCUGCUGGGAAUGAGAUUUUCGCAGGCGGUAUUGACAAUGAUAUUCGGGUUUGGGAUCUGCGCAAGAAGUCGGUGGUGUAUUCUUUGCUGGGACACACGGAAUCCAUCAUGUCGCUCAAGGUGUCGCCUGAUUCGCAAUCAUUGGCGUCGUACGGCAUGGACUCGACGGUUCGGACGUGGGAUAUCCGGCCGUUUGCACCUACGGAGCGACAUAUUCGCACCUUUGACGGGGCGAAUUUCGGCAUGGACCAGAACCUCCUGGGUGUGAGUUGGGAUGCAGAUGGCAAAAAGAUUGCGGCGGCGUCGGCAGACGGGACUGUGGUGGUGUGGUCUAGUGAGAAUGGCAAGUUGUUGUACAAGUUGCCUGGACACAAGGGCACGGUUAAUUCCGCAGAGUUUGCGCCAGGCGGUGAACCAAUUUUGCUUUCUGCUUCGUCGGACAGAACGAUGCUGCUGGGAGAGUUGAAAUGA